AUGGCAGCCACAGCCCAGCCAAAGGCAGGCUCCCAUCGCUCGGACCCAACGUCGGCGCGGGUUGAGCACCGCGACCGGCCCGAGCCCGGCGGCUCCGACGGGACGGGACGGACCUCGAAUCCCGGCCCCGGCAGUUCCCUGCGGUACCCCCUAAGCGCUCACCUCGCAAACCGUGAUUGUGUUCCCACAGGAGUGCUGGUUCUGUCGUGGUACCCACCCGGCCUAGCAGAUGACAAUGGGGAACCAUCAGACAGCCUCGUGCCAUUCAUACUGGAUGCUGCACAACGGUAUGCCAUAAAGGUCGCCUUCCACAUCCAGCCGUACAAAGGGCGUGAUGACCACACAGUGCAUGAGAAUAUCAAAUACAUCGUGGACAAAUACGGAUCUCACGCUGCUUUUUAUAAAUACAAGACCAGCACUGGCAGGAGCCUCCCGCUGUUUUAUAUCUACGAUUCCUACUUGACACCAGCUGAAUCCUGGGCCCACCUUCUCACGCCAUCAGGUUCCCAUUCUCUCCGUAACACCGCCUACGAUGCUGUGUUCAUAGCACUGCUGGUGGAGGAAGGGCACAAGAAGGAUAUCCUCUCUGCAGGAUAUGACGGCAUGUACACAUACUUUGCAUCCAAUGGUUUCUCUUUUGGCUCAUCCCACCAGAAUUGGAAAGCCAUCAAAACUUUCUGCGACUCCAACAACCUGAUGUUCAUCCCCAGUGUUGGACCAGGCUACAUUGACACCAGCAUUCGCCCCUGGAACAACCACAACACUCGGAACAGAGUCAAUGGGAAGUACUAUGAAACAGCUCUGCAGGCUGCUCUCAUGGUCAGGCCAGAGAUUGUCUCCAUCACAUCCUUCAACGAAUGGCACGAAGGCACCCAGAUCGAGAAAGCUGUUCCCAAGAAGACCCUGACACGCCUUUACCUGGACUACCUUCCUCAUCAGCCCAACAUGUACCUGGAGCUGACCCGCAGGUGGGCAGAACAUUUCAGCAAAGAGAAAGAGCAGUGGCUGAUGUGACUUCAGCCCCUGCCUUACUCAAAGCCAUCCCACUGACAGAGCUGCAGCACAGACAGGUGCUUCAGAAAAGAAAAAAAAAAACACAGAACAGCUGCAGAACCUUCAGCCUAGGCAGGUCACUGAGCCUGCAGCAGCCUGCAAGCACCCCAAGGACUGCAAGAGUCCCAGCUCUGAACCCACAGGAGAAAAAAUUACAAGGAGUAGGAAAUCUCUAAGCAGCAGCUAAGUCUAACUUCCUGCAGAUGUAGCAGAGGUGACCUUUUCAGAGCUCUUCUGCAAUGCAUGGGGGUGCUGGCUUCAGGGCCAAAGAUCCAUUUUUUCUUAUGGUGUGUCGUUCUGUGAUGACGUUGACAUAGUUAGCUGGGUUCCAGCAUGCAUUUUACCCUUGGUCUGCUGCCACUACAGAUCCCUCACUCCACUAGCAACUUCAAAAGCAUUUCCUUACCAGCUGGCUGCAAAAAAGAAAUAAAAGUUCCUCUAAAUUGUUUACUGUAGAUGAAACUAAUCCAUGCAGUUACCUUCUGGUUUAUCCGAGCUCUUCUACACCAAGAAGUUCUGUGCUAGGUGUUGUUACUACGGCUCACUGUAUCCAAAUAACUCAAAAUAAUUACAGCCCAAAUGCUAGUGGCUAUUUACCCCUACUACUCUACAUGCUGGAAACCAAGGAAAUGCAACCAUAUCUCUACUACAAGUUUCUCAGUGGUUGUUUACUGCUCCAUGUUUUGAAAAUUUAGACCAGAAGUUGCUUUAUUGACUUUAGAAUCAAGGGGGGAAAAAAAAACAAAAACCAAACCACUUGCAAUAAAAAUGCUGCUGAAAACACCAUUCAUUUGUUUUUUGAAAGAAGUUCAGCUCACAGUAGCUUUCCUUCUUGUAACAUGAUGGAAAGCACAGCAGUGACAGCACAGCAGCAAGGUCACAGGCUGCAGCAAGCAAGGAUUUGCUCAAAUGCAACAGAUGUAGGCAGAGAAAUAAAAGAAAGAAGCUCCUUACCUUCAGAAGGCCUCAGGUGGGCAGGGAUCUUCAGCAGGAAUCUCCUACUUCCCCUCCUAACCCUGAAAUGAGGGCUGGGAAGGGGUGCAACCUGGCUUUACUCAUUCUGGUCACUCAGUGCACUGCUUGCAGCUGAGCUCCCUGGGUUGGCCCUGCCUUCCCACCAGGUGCUCCAUCACUGCUUCAAGCUGUGACUCAGCGUUUCCACUACACCUCUACUUGUGGUUUAAAAUAUGCUGGCACCCUUCUAAAUGAGCCAUAAAUUAGCUUAUAUUUGCAUCAAUAAAAUGAGAAGCAGCAGCUCGGGAUGUGAAACAGGGUUCUACUCACGAUGACUCCACACACUCUAAU
Molecule: messenger RNA, 2358 nt
Organism: Meleagris gallopavo (turkey)
Lineage: Eukaryota; Metazoa; Chordata; Aves; Galliformes; Phasianidae
Source: RefSeq, a predicted model, not a curated record